Messenger RNA from Hypanus sabinus (Atlantic stingray), 4926 nucleotides. Its product is annotated as BTB/POZ domain-containing protein KCTD5-like. Lineage: Eukaryota; Metazoa; Chordata; Chondrichthyes; Myliobatiformes; Dasyatidae. The record is from RefSeq and is a predicted model, not a curated record. Gene Ontology annotation, biological process: proteasome-mediated ubiquitin-dependent protein catabolic process; protein homooligomerization. Gene Ontology annotation, cellular component: Cul3-RING ubiquitin ligase complex; cytoplasm. The coding region runs from base 64 to 852 and encodes 262 amino acids. The transcript is spliced from 7 exons. Gene Ontology annotation, molecular function: cullin family protein binding.
GACGCGCGCUGUGUGCCGGGAGGUUUGGCUUUGGUGGCGGGCGGUUGGUGAUCGGUCGCCAGAAUGGCGACGGGGAAUGGGUCGCUCUCGGAUUUCCCCGAGAGCUUCAAUAACUCGUUUUGUCCGAAAUGCUCCGGCAUGGAGUACGCGGCCGCUGCUAAGUGGGUCCGGCUGAAUGUCGGCGGCACUCGAUUCCUGAGCACCCGGCAAACCCUGUGCCGCGAUCCCAAAUCAUUCCUGUACCGACUGUGUCAAGCCGACCCGGACCUGGACUCUGACAAGGAUGAUACUGGUGCCUAUCUAAUAGAUCGAGAUCCCACCUAUUUUGGCCCAAUCCUGAACUACCUGCGGCAUGGGAAGCUGGUUAUUAAUAAAGAUUUAGCAGAAGAAGGUGUACUAGAGGAAGCAGAGUUUUACAACAUCACAUCACUGAUAAAGUUAGUGAAAGACAGGAUAAGAGAAAGAGACACCAAAACAUCACCGAUCCCAAUGAAACAUGUCUACAGAGUGCUACAGUGCCAAGAAGAAGAACUCACCCAGAUGGUGUCGACAAUGUCUGACGGAUGGAAGUUUGAACAGCUGGUCAAUAUAGGAUUCCCCUAUGGCUAUGGGCGGGACCAUCAGUCAGAAUUUCUGCUGAUUGUGUCGCGGCAAGUGAAGGGGGAGGAGACCAGUUUCCACAACAGCAGCAGUGAGCUGGUCAGUAUGGGCUCUUCCUACAACUAUGGAAAUGAAGAUCAGGCUGAAUUUCUUUGUGUGGUCUCCAGAGAAUUACAUAAUACUCCUUAUGGCACAAAUUCGGAACCCAGUGAAAAAGCCAAGAUUCUGCAAGAACGAGGAUCACGAAUGUGAAGUCAGUAUUGACCUUGAACAUGGAAGGAAUUUUAAGUUAUUGUACUCUCAGAAGAAAUGCAAAUGGAAACAGAACAACCUAAGAACGUUGUGACAUGAAAAUGUCUUGCAAAAUCUUUAAAUUUGGAUUGACCUUUCUCAUUCUCUCUCUCUCUGUCUCUCUUCCUCCCCCUCCCUCUCUCUCUCCCCUCCCCCUCUCUCCCUCCCCUCCCCCUCUCUCUCUCUCACUACAAUUGUGUUUUCUAACUGACAGUGAACUCUUCAAGGGUUUGGAAAUGUUUAUGGAUUAUGGAUAAUGUCUGUGCUAGCUGGGAGCAGCAUUGAUACCUCCAUAUCAGGGACUCACCUGGCCAGAAGGCUGCUCUGAUGCUUCCUUUCCCUCCUGGGAUUAGACCAAUGAACACCUGUUUACAAAAGAAUUAGCUUGUUAUUUUACAAUGAAAUCUGGAGCCUGAAUCAAGUGUAUAACUGAGGUACAGUUUACUGAUUACAGAAUGAAGGCUGUGCCUUGUUCAACAGAUACACAUUUCCACUCAGAGCUGCUUUGGUUACACUAGUUCCUUUAUAAAUAGUUGUGUAGGUGGUGAGAAGAAGCAGGUUUAGUGGUUGGAUGAUCAUCACUCACUGUACUUUGUAAAUGGGCUGUUUAAAUGGACUGGGUGCUCUGGUAGGGACUGGGAUUGGGCAAAAGAAGUUUGAUUAAAGAAUUCAGCACCUCUUGUCAAGAAGAGGUAAUUUCAGUUAAAGCUCAUUGUUCAGGGAAUUAAAUGAGUUAUCAAACAGUUAAAUUCAGAUGGGGGUAUUUUCAAUUUGAUUGCCUGGUUUACUGCUUUUUAUCUCACUAAUUGCUGUUUGAAGUGGUUUGUAUGCUUUAGAAUUCCUUUAUUUUUUUUAGGGUUCUUGUGUAUUAUUAAAGAUUAAACACAUAUAGAUUAAGCUGCUAAACGUUUUUCAAUAUGUUUAAACCUUUAUAUAAAAAUUGUCCAAACAAAUCAACCCUUGGACUUGCUGGAAUGUCACAAUUUCAGUAAUGUUUAAGCACACAUUUUUGCUGUUAAAACCUACAGUGCUAUUGUCCACAAUCAGGGUUUGAACAAAAAAAAGAGCUCAACAAAACAAUUUAGCUACCAUCUGCAUUGAGAUUGUGCUAGAGGGAACUCGUUUUAAGUCUAUAACUGAAUCUCAGUGUUCCUCCUCCCUCUCCCUUGCUCUCAACAUAACUAUUUUUAAAGUUUUUUUUAACCAUGAGACAUGGGAACAGAAUGUGAGGGCAUUUACUAUCCAGGCCUCCUUCCAUUCCUGGUCAACUUGCCAUGGGAAAAUCAAUCAUUUGGGGAAAAAUGCUACCUAGCAAUAAAAUGAUACCCUGUAAAAAGACAAGUGGUGGAAAAUGAAUUGAUAGGCAGGGUCCCCAACACCCUCUAAAAAUAAUUACUAAAUAUUACCUCUGCUUAUGGUGUUCCAAGCCUUGUUAUCCUUGUUUACACAACAUUCAACCCUUUACUCUGAUAUUUAUGCAGGCCUGCAACACUUUCCCUCAUAAGAACAAAGUGGUGGAAAUGCUCACAUUAGGUAGAAUAUGCGGAAAGUUUACAUUUGGGAUCGAUUACCUUUCCUUGAUGUGAAACUUUAUUUCUUUCUCCAUACAUGUUGGCUAACCUCUAUUCCUAGCUAUUCAGUUUUAGUUUAGAAUUCUAGCAUCUGCGUUUUUGUGCCACUGCUGUACAGUGCAGCAGACCUCAGUACUGUCUGUGUUUGUACCUCUCACUCAAACUCAUGGAUUUCUUCCAGGUGCUGCAGUUUCCUCCUGAGUCAUGCCGGCAGGUUAAUUGACUUAUGUAAACUACCUCUAAGUAAGGGUUAAUGGUAAGAAGAAUUAAAGGGGACUUGAUAGGGAUUUAUGAGAGAAAAUAAAUUGACAACAGGUGAGAGGGGAGUGGGACUAAUGAAAUUGCUCCCCUGGAAGCUGGCCUGGAGAUAAUAGGCUAACUGGCGUGUUAUGUGUUGUUAUAGUUUUGAAAUUAUUUCUAAUCUAAGUGGUCCUUGCACAGCUCAAAUUACAAUCUUGCUGAGCAGUGAAUAUUCAAGUAGCCAAUGAGACACUACUCACUUCAUUUCAGUUGUGAAAAUCCACAGCAACGUGCUUCCAGAGCCAUCUAUCUUGCCAUUUAAGUUUAUCUUAUCUCUGGACAACUUCUGCCAUCUGUCCAUAUCUAUGUUUGUUAAAUGGAGGGAUUCAUGUGGAUGUGGUGUGCAUCAGUAAUUGCAUCCUGCUCCCAACCUGAAUUACGUAAUCAAAACCAUGUACACUGAAUACACUGCAGUUGCUGGUUAGAAUCCAGCCUCCCUUCGUUCCACAGAGAUUGCAAAAUCUGCAUUCCUCUGUGCAGUCUUUACCUGUAGCAGAUUCUUCACAUUCUGAACCAAGUCCCACCUGUUCAAAUGUAAAAUAGUGCAGAUAUCAUAAAUCAAUUAAGAACAAUGAUAGAAAUUAUCAGCAGGCCAAGCGUCACCUAUGGGGAGAGAAAAGGAUAAUGAUUUUUCAGAAGUGGGGAAAUUUAGAAAAUGGCAGUGGGUGGGGGAAGAUCUAUGAUGGAUAUGUGGCAGGGGAAAUUGACGUAAGGACUAAGUAUUCAAGGUGAAAGGACGUACAGAAGUAAUGGUCUAGAUGGAAGAAGCAGUCAUUUUUAAUUACUAUUGGAAAGUAUUUUCUAUACUUCAGAAAUGGAAACAAAAAGCUGUAAAUACUCAUUAUCUAAAAUUACUGAGCUCAGUGCUGUUUCAGAGGCUGUAAAGUGCUUCAUCUGUUCGCUUUCACACAGCAAAUGGAUACUCCUUUGAAACAUGACACUUAAAAGCCAAGAGGCAGUGAUUUUAUAUAAAAUCUGCUUCAGACCACAUGAUACAGUACUAUACAUAGCUCUGAUUUCUACACUUCAGGAAGGAUAAUGAGGGUCAGAGAAGGUAAAGCAGAGACUUGGCUCUCUGUUGUAAGGAAUAACAAUUGUCACAAAAUUUGGAUUGUCGAACAUUAAUUACAAGCCAAAGACAUUCUGUAGUAUAAGUGCAAAGAUAUUAAAAUGGGAGUUAAUUUAGAAAAGAGGGGAAAUUACAGUUCAGGUUGUAGAAUUAUUGACAAAGUUGGUGGUUUGAGCAGAAAAUCCCAACCAGAUUAUAUUGGAUAUGUAGAUAGAGCAAUUGGGGUUGAAGGGAGCAAAAAAAAACUGCUGGGCGACAGGGUCAUGCACCAUCUGUGGAGGCAAAGGAAUAAUUGAUGUUUUAGUUGUGACUGUGCUUCUCCACAGAUACUGCUUGAGCAACUGAGUUCCUCCAGCAGUUCUGCACCUGCUUCACGUCUCUUGUGUCUCAAGGGGUUGAAGGGAUAUGGGGAACAUGUACAAAAGGUAAAAACUGACAUAGGCUGGUGGGCCCAAAUGUAUUUCUGUAGGUACUUAUAGUUAAUAGAUAAAUUAAUUGUAAUUUGGUGAAAGUGAGGAUAAAUUAGUAAGGUUGAUCCACAAGGACAGUAGGAGGUUACAGUUUGAAUCUAAAUUGGGUGGGGUGUAGCCUGAUUCUGGUCACUGUUUCAUGUGUGUCUUUUCCUUAAAAUAACCAGAGAUGAGUAACCACUGGAUAUCAGAGUUUGACCGUCUUUGCAAACUGUGCCCCAUCUGGUAUCAGCAGAGGAGAGGAGAAAGUUGGUUAAUAACUUGCUUUAUUUAUGAUUCCACUUGAGGGCAGUGCAAUGCAGAGCUCAGUUCCUGUUCUCCAAAAACAGUCCAGGGCUGUAGAUGAUGUAAUAUUAAUCCUUUAAGGGCUAUGUGCAUGUCAAAAGGGGGUCCCUUUCUUGUUACAGCAGCAAAAGUAUAGUUGUUGAAUCCAAUAAACUGUUAUUGAGAAUUACUGAUAUUGAUCCAUGGAUCAGAUUACAAUCAACCAGAGUGUUGUAAGCUAAACUGUUACUGAUCAUUCUUCCAAAGUUUGCUUCAUUUUCUUGUGAUAAAUUUGGAUAAGCUGAAAGUUUUUAUGUAAAUUUCUGGAUUUGGCUGAACAAAAUAAAAACCCAUCCCUUGG